Molecule: messenger RNA, 1873 nt
Organism: Sphaeramia orbicularis (orbiculate cardinalfish)
Lineage: Eukaryota; Metazoa; Chordata; Actinopteri; Kurtiformes; Apogonidae
Product: synaptotagmin-A-like
Exons: 8
Coding region: 1-1233 (410 amino acids)
Biological process (GO): synaptic vesicle endocytosis; calcium ion-regulated exocytosis of neurotransmitter
Cellular component (GO): exocytic vesicle; axon; plasma membrane
Molecular function (GO): clathrin binding; calcium ion binding; SNARE binding
Source: RefSeq, a predicted model, not a curated record
AUGACUGGAAACAGACGAGCUGCACCCAGCACCCCAGCUUCUCCCACCCAUUUACCAAAUGCAACCACCACUCCCGGACAAAUACAACCUGGGAGCCACAAUCCCAAAAAGUUCAUGAAUGAACUGCGCCACAUCCACAUGCCAUCAUGGGCUGUUGGUGCUCUUUGUAUUGUAAUUCUGUGUGUGGUGUUGUCGUGUGCGGUGUGCGUGUGGAAGAAGUGGUUGAAAAAGAAGGACAAGGACAAAGAAAAGGACAAGAAAAAGGGAAAAGAGAAGAGCAAAGGUGGCUCUGACACUGAAAUGGAUGGAGGUUACAAGAGGUGGCCGUGGAAAGAUGAAGGUAACAAAGAAACGGAGCUGUCGGAUAAUGAGCCCAAGGAAGACGAGAAACUCGGCAGGCUACAUUUCACAUUAGACUUCAACUUCACAGAUAACACGCUGGUAGUAGGCAUUCUACAGGCAGCCGAGCUUCCUGCUAUGGAUGUGGGAGGUAGCUCUGACCCUUAUGUCAAGGUCUACCUGCUCCCAGAUAAAAAGAAAAAGUUUGAAACUAAAGUUCAUAGGAAAACUCUGGAACCAAACUUCAAUGAGACUUUCACAUUUAAGGUGCCCUAUACCGAGCUGGGUGGAAAGACACUGGUGAUGACUGUGUAUGACUUUGACCGGUUCUCAAAACAUGACGCCAUUGGAGCUGUGAAGAUACCAAUGAGUGGUGUGGACUUCAGCCAGUCUCUGCAGGAGUGGAGGGAUCUGCAGAAGGCAGAGAAAGAGGAGAGUGAGCGGCUUGGGGACGUAUGUUUGUCCUUGAGAUACGUGCCUACUGCAGGGAAGCUAACAGUGGUGAUUCUGGAGGCCAAAAACCUGAAGAAAAUGGAUGUAGGUGGAUUAUCAGACCCUUAUGUGAAGAUCCACUUAAUGCAGAAUGGGAAACGACUCAAGAAAAAGAAAACAACGAUAAAGAAGAACACUUUGAACCCUUACUACAAUGAGUCUUUCAGCUUUGAAGUACCAUGUGAACAAAUAGAGAAAGUACAGGUAGCAGUGACUGUGCUGGACUAUGACAAGAUUGGGAAGAACGAUGCCAUUGGGAAGUUACUGUUGGGCAAUAAUAGCACAGGGACUGAGCUACGCCAUUGGUCAGACAUGCUAGCUAACCCCCGGAGGCCGAUAGCCCAGUGGCAUAGCCUCAAACCAGAGGAUGAAGUCAAUGCGCUAAUUUCUAACAAGAAAUAAAGCUCUGUGGCCAACAUGGCAGCACUAGGGAACUGUUCAAUAAAACCCUGAGCCUUUACCUCAACUACUGAUUUAUGUUCCUACCUCUCCUUCAAUUCACCUUUAAGAUUAUUCAGUAUGUAAAUCUACUAAAUCCCCAGUUCAUCUUCACAUAAUCCAAGUCACUACUUGGAGCCUACUGUCUAUAGUAAAUAUCUCUUUCUGCUUCUAUAUAGACUACAGUAGGGUUUUAACCACAGUUGUAUCACUGUAUCACUGCACUAUUAUACAUAGUAGGAUUUUUUGAAAACUUAAUUUUUUUUUCAUCUUUUAAAGCGUCAGACAAAAUGCAUAUCAGCCCUGAUUCAACCAUGAUUUACCUACAGAAGGAGACAAUCCAAAGCAUAAUCAAAUACUGUAAGAUUACUAUAUAAAUACUGUUUUGUCUCUACUGUCUUUACCGAACCCCAAUCCUCAUGUUGUCUUUUGCCAAAUAAAUAACAAGUUCUUAGCAAAACUACUGGUUGUGUAUUAUGCAUUUAAAGUAGCCUUUAUACCAUUUUCUCAUGCACAUCAAUGAGCCUUGAAAGAUGUUUGGUUAUCCAUUUUACUGUGAGGUUUCUCUGCAAUCUGUCGCAUCCAAAGUGACAGAAGAGGCCAU